Molecule: messenger RNA, 809 nt
Organism: Sorghum bicolor (sorghum)
Lineage: Eukaryota; Viridiplantae; Streptophyta; Magnoliopsida; Poales; Poaceae
Product: small nuclear ribonucleoprotein SmD3b-like
Exons: 4
Coding region: 150-548 (132 amino acids)
Biological process (GO): RNA processing; spliceosomal snRNP assembly
Cellular component (GO): spliceosomal tri-snRNP complex; U1 snRNP; U4 snRNP
Molecular function (GO): RNA binding
Source: RefSeq, a predicted model, not a curated record
CCAAACCAAACCAAACCCUCGCCGCGCCGCCGCCUUCCCCCUCGAGGUUUCGACGACUCACGCUCCUGCUCGGUGCUGCUCCUAGCGUACCACGAAGGGGGUAAGAGCUUCCUUCCAGCCUCGUGCAAGAUCGACCACCCAGUUAGAGGAUGAGCCGCAGCCUCGGGAUCCCGGUCAAGCUGCUGCACGAGGCGGCGGGCCAUGUCGUCACGGUCGAGCUCAAGACCGGCGAGGUCUACCGCGGCUCCAUGGUCGAGUGCGAGGACAACUGGAACUGCCAGCUCGAAAACAUCACCUUCACGGCAAAGGACGGCAAGGUGUCGCAGCUGGAGCACGUCUUCAUCAGGGGGAGCAGGGUCAGGUUCAUGAUCAUACCCGACAUGCUCAAGAACGCCCCAAUGUUCAAGCGCCUCGAGGCCAGGAUUAGGGGUAAAGGCUCAGCUGUUGGUGUUGGCCGAGGCCGCGCAGUCGCCAUGCGUGCUAGGGCUGCUGCUGGUCGUGGCGGUGGUCCUGUUGGGCGAGGUGGUGCACCCCCUGUGAGGAGGUAGAUUUGUCUAAAGGAUUGCGCACGCUUUUAUCUGGCAAAUCAAGCUUUUGCCCAAGUUGCAAAAACUUUGCUUGGGCAGCCAUGCUUGCAAGGUAGCUUAUCUGCAGCAGUUUGUGUUUACAGAAUGGAUGCAGGAUUUCUGUAACUUUGCCCUGCAGUGUAUUGCUCGAGUGUGGUGUGAGCUUUAAGCGCGAGAAGACUAAAUAGUUUUGACAACGCUAUAUCGCUAUUGAGGGUUUGAUUUGGAUAUGUAGAUUAGUGA